This is a messenger RNA of Megalops cyprinoides (Indo-Pacific tarpon), 2221 nucleotides long. It is a transcript of the gene ccdc15, whose product is annotated as coiled-coil domain containing 15. The transcript is spliced from 11 exons. Gene Ontology annotation, cellular component: centrosome. NCBI's taxonomy places the organism in Eukaryota, Metazoa, Chordata, Actinopteri, Elopiformes, Megalopidae. Bases 236 to 1753 code for a protein of 505 amino acids. The record is from RefSeq and is a predicted model, not a curated record.
UGCCUGAAAAUGAGAAACGAGUAGUUGACAUUUCGUUAAUGUUAGCUACCACAAGGGUAAAAAGAUGUGUAUAUUUUGACGGUGGUGUUUUGUCUUUUAAGCCGCCUGUGCUGAUGCAUUCUGAACAUUUUGUUGCAGAUUUGACUGCUAGCUGUAAUCUCAAACAACAGCGUUAUAGGCUAAUUACGUCGUCAGGAAGCCAUCUAGCUAGCUAGCCAACGUAGCGUUUACAAAAAUGAAUCGAAGACAGAGUACAUCAAAGAGCACCACCAAAGAUAUGGCGCAAGUAUCAAAGCUGAAGAACAACCCCGUCCCGAUCCGACCAGCUAAACCCAAAACUCUGAGACUAAUAACGUUAGCUGAUCACCGAGUUUUAGCCGAGAGGAAUCAGGCAGUGAUGCCAGUGGGUGCGUGGGUGGAAAGCGGACAGGAGUGUCAGGAACAUCCUGCUAUCAGAGCGGUGCUGACGGAGGAACAGCAGGGGGCGCUGUACAAGGAGAAGGAUGAAAAUCUGCGCAGGUUUCAGGACGCGGUGCGGAGACGCGUGGCGCAGCAUGCCCGUGAUCGAAGAAGGCAGCAACUGCAGCAAACCAGCCAAGCGGUGGAGCUUGAGGGGAGGGUGCUGCAGCAGUCUGGAGGGACAUCCCGGCACCACAGCCCCGGGCAGAGCGGGGCCCUCACCCGCCCACAGGGGGAGCUAGCAAUCUGCAGUCCGGGGUUCCGUUGGGUGACCACCCAGGGUCUUGAGGCCAGCGAUGGGGAUGGCGAGAGCUUUGUUGAGACGGGACAGCAGCAGGAGCACCAGCUCAGCAAAGUGGCCAAACAGGUGCGGCGCAGACUGGCAUCCUGUCAGACGAUGCCUACCGGGGAGCUGGUAUCCGAGCUGCCAGGGGGCAUCUGGAAGGUCUCCCCAACAACAGACAAGCCGGCGUCUUGCCUGCAGCCUUCAGCUGGGGAGGAAGAAGAGGAGGAGAUCCCUUUGAUUGGUCAGCACGACCGGCCGCUUGGCCUGCAGCAUCCCGGGUCCUCGGAGAGUGGCAAGGCGGUGACUUUCCACAGUGGCCCGGUGUGUCACAGGCUGCACAGAGAGCCGUACCCCACAGGUCACAGUCCUGCAUUCGGUACUGACUACAGAGCUUCCCAGGUACUGUGGCCUGGAGAGGAUAAGGAGGAAUUGAAGAGACAGCGGCAGUCUCAGUUCCUGAUGUAUCGGCGCCUCUUCAUGGACAUCGAGAGAGAGCAAGUCAAGGAACGUAGCCGUCACAGGAAACAUCUGAGGAGAAUCUCAAGGAUUAAGGCUGACAAAGAGCAGCAGAGGCUGGAAGAGGAGAGAAGGAUGGAGACAUUACAAGAGCUGAACAAACAAAGCAAAGAGCUGGCUGAGAGGGAACGGCUGACCGUGGAGAGAUUGAGGCAGAAGGAGAUGGAGAAGGCACAAGAGCUAGAGAGGAGAGACAGAGCACAGAAAGACAAGGAGGCUAGAAGGUUCAUCGAGGCUCUGCGCAUCAGGAUGAAGGAGAGGAUGGUGCUGGAGAAGGUGGAGCUUCCCCCUCUCUGUUGCUGUGGAGAGAGCUUCUGGGACUCACACCCAGAUACCUGCGCUAACAACUGUGUCUUCUACAACAACCCCAAAGCCUACGCCCAGGCUCUACAGUCUGUGCUGUUCAACUGUGAGCUGAAGGAUGGGAACCUCAGCCACCGGGCCUCUGCCAGGAGGAUCGCAUCCAUGCAUGCAGUCUCCCCAAGAAAGUAGACCCCUCUGAGAAACUGGAAACAAAGUCACAGCUUUUUUCUCCCCAAUGAUUCGCUAUUCAUACUGAUAAGUUGGGAGUGCCAAAGAUCACAAGGUGCUAGUAAUUUUUUUGUAUGAACUGUAUAUCCUAUUUUGCUUAACUUUACAGAUACUGCUGCAUGUUUUUGUGACACAGUGAUACUUUAUACACAGUGAUACUCUGCACCAGCAGCGUUGAUUUGCCUUAAUGAGAUGUUGGGAAAGACAUUAAUGCUCAGGGCUGUAGGGAAACUGCUUGUAUUCUCAUCAGGUUUCGGUAAAUUCCGCCUCUCUACAUGCACUUCAUACUGCUUUAACACUUUGUUUUUUUAUGUUUUUAGUAUUUUAACAAAUGUCCAAACAAUCUUCAUGAGCUAAUAAUAUGUGUACAUCUUUUUGGCUUGUGUAUGGAGGGUGAAUCGAUGCCAUUUUACAACAAAUGCCACAAAA